This is a messenger RNA of Sinocyclocheilus grahami, 823 nucleotides long. RefSeq names its product integrin alpha-2-like. The annotation marks the transcript as partial. Lineage: Eukaryota; Metazoa; Chordata; Actinopteri; Cypriniformes; Cyprinidae. The record is from RefSeq and is a predicted model, not a curated record. The transcript is spliced from 7 exons.
AUGAGGGUGACUUGUGGCAAUCUAAUGGACAUUGCCAUAGUUUUGGACGGAUCCAACAGUAUAUACCCAUGGGAACCAAUUGUUGCUUUCCUCACGAAACUGUUGGAAAACUUAGAUAUUGGACCUCAAAGCACUCAGGUGACUGUGAUGCAGUAUGCUGUUGACACCUCAUUCGAGUUCUACCUGAAUUCCCAUCGGACAAAAGAGUCCAUGAUUAAAGCAGCUUCAAAUAUUCAACAGAAACAAGGAUUAGAGACUAAUACUUUCAAAGCCAUCGAAUUUGCAAGAAAGAAUGCAUUCCUAGCCAAAAAUGGAGGUCGUCCUGGGGCCACUAAAGUGAUGGUGGUGGUAACUGAUGGAGAGUCACAUGAUGCAAAUCUGAGGAACACAGUUAUCCCGGCCUGCGAGAGCCAAAAUAUCACUCGCUUUGGUAUUGCGGUGCUUGGAUAUUACUUAAGGAAUGACAUUGACACAAGCAAACUCAUCGCUGAGAUUAAGUCAAUAGCCAACAAUCCAACCGAAAAAUACUUUUUCAAUGUGUCUGAGGAGGCGGCGCUCAUAGAGAUCGUCGGGACUCUUGGAGAUCGAAUCUUCAACAUUGAAGGUGUUGGAAAAGGUACUGGGGAUAAUUUCAAAAUGGAAAUGUCCCAAGUCGGAUUCAGCGCACACCAGACCAGGAAUAAGGAUGUGAUCUUACUGGGAGCAGCUGGAGCAUAUAAUUGGAUCGGGACCGUUGUGCACCAAACUGCUCAGAAAUCAGAUGUUUUGCCCAAAGCUGCUUUUGAGAAAGUCUUGGAUGACAGAAACCACAGUUCAUUACUUG